This is a messenger RNA of Fraxinus pennsylvanica, 810 nucleotides long. NCBI's taxonomy places the organism in Eukaryota, Viridiplantae, Streptophyta, Magnoliopsida, Lamiales, Oleaceae. The record is from the annotation of a GenBank genome assembly.
AUGUUGCCGCAAAAGUGUGAUGCGGCUGAGGAGGUCAGCAGCGAAGAUAAAGUGGCUGAGAUUAAACCUUCUCGUUUUGAGGAAUCAAUGAAGUAUGCAGGGAGGAGUGCCGUGAUGCUGACAUUUGCAAAGAAGAAAGAACAGGAGACCAACAACUCCGGCAACAAUACGACUAAUACUCAGCCGCAGCUGGUUGCCUAUUCUGCUCCGGCCGACAGAGAAAUUGAAGGCCGCGAACGCAUCGCACUCGAUCUCAAAGCUGGUCUUCAUCCUCUCAAGCACAAAUUUGUAUUCUGGUACACUCGCCGCACACCUGGAGUUAGAACUCAAACAUCAUAUGAGGACAAUAUAAAGAAGAUCAUAGAAUUUAGCACGGUUGAAAGUUUCUGGGUCUGCUACUGCCACUUGGCUCGGCCCUCGACAAUGCCAAGUCCAACUGAUUUACAUCUUUUCAAGGAGGGUAUUCGUCCACUGUGGGAGGAUUCUGCUAACUGCAAUGGUGGUAAAUGGAUUAUUAGAUUUAAAAAGUCUGUCUCAGGUCGCUUUUGGGAAGACCUGGUUCUAGCUUUAGUGGGAGACCAACUUGAUUAUGGCGAUAACAUUUGUGGUGCAGUAUUAAGCAUCCGUUUUAAUGAGGACAUACUGAGCGUGUGGAACCGCAAUGCAAAGGAUAACCAGGCUGUAAUGGCACUGAGGGAUGCUAUCAAGCGACAUCUUAAGCUUCCCCAUAGCUAUGUAAUGGAAUACAAACCCCAUGAUGCUUCAUUGCGUGACAACUCAUCAUAUAGAAACACUUGGUUGAGAGGAUAG